CGGACCUGUCCGACAUGGUUUUAUGUCCGCUUUCAUUGCUUCAGGUCACUGAAGAUUUUAGUUUCUAAAGCUUGACUUAACCGGAGUUCAUUAUUAUUAUUAUUAUUAUUGUUAAUAUUAUUAUUUAUUAAUAUUUUUAUUAUUAACGUUCAGGACGUAAGCGAUUACUUUUACUGUUGCUCUGUGUAUAUAUAGGAUUAUUUCAGAUAACGUUACACUAUAAAGAAAAUGAGUUUAGUGAUUUAGGUUAACCAGUCCUAAAUGCUUUUUAAAAAGACGGGUCAACAUCAAACCAGCUUUAAUUGUAUGUAGCAUUCACUAAAUUGACUGUUUUUCUCUAGAUAAUUAUUAAGAUUAUAUUGUAAGUGUGCGGUCCGUUUAAUGGUGCCGUCUGAAUCAAUAAUAGUAGGGAUAAGUCUUCUCUUUGCAUCUCCUCGUUAAUUGAAGAAAUAUAGCCUGUAAUCUGUUACUACAGUGUCAUAAACUGGUCUUGUAGUCCAAACCGUAUUGACUUUAUCUUCUCCAAGGCUAUAUAUUACGUGGACCCUUUACGUCAUGGGUAUAUAACAUUUCAACUGUGAAUUGGACUCGACUCCCGCUCAUUUCUUGCAUAAAUGGAUGAUGACUCACCAGAUGAGGUGUUUACUGACUUCAGGACCAGACACCUUGGAGGUUGGGGUGUUGUGCAGAUAGCUGCUGGCACUGGGCUUGCUGUCUAUGUGAUGUGGGUUGGAGUCCUUCAGCCUGGCUUUCGGAGGGUACCACUGAAGCUACAGGUCCCUUACAUCCCUGCCAGCAAAGCACAAGUAAAAAAUGUGAUGACUUUGAUGAGAGGUCGAACAGGUGAUCUAGUCGAUUUGGGAUCUGGUGAUGGUCGUAUUGUUUUGGAAGCCUAUCAGCAUGGCUUUAGCCCAGCUGUUGGCUAUGAGCUCAACCCCUGGCUUGUUCGGCUAGCUCGCUUUCAUGCCUGGAGAGCAGGUUGCUAUGGAAAAGUGUCAUACAGACAAGAAGAUCUCUGGAAGGUCGACUUGUCAAAAUGCAAGAAUGUCACAGUGUUUCUGGCUCCAAGUGUGCUGUCUUUAUUACAGAAGAAGUUGCAGGUUGAGCUUCCGGAUGAUGCCUUAGUAGUGGCCGGCCGUUUCCCCUUCCCAGACUGGAGUCCUUGCAGGAUUGAGGGGCAGGGAGUGGACAGGGCCUGGUCGUACAGCAUGCAAGCACAACGACAGCACACAAGUCAAAAAAAUGAAAACCUCAGGCCAACAGUAAGUGAUUCUAACAAGAAACUGGUUCAGGAAUAACGAUGGACUUUGAAGAUAAACUGAUGCACUUAGUCAGAAUGGCAAAGGUUAAUAGACUGACUUUGGGUUAACCAUUCUGAACUAGUGAAGUUUUAGGACUCAGUUUGACAGUUAAAAAAAAUAAAAAAAACAAUAUACCCUCCUUAUGUCAUUUAAUUGUGACAUCAGUUAAUCUUUACAAAGUUUUCAAUGUUACACUCUUGUUUAUUUAUACAGGUGCUAAAUUAAGACGCUGGUUCCAUGGGUUUUAUUAGACAAAAUAAAACCCAUGGAAAAAAGGCUUGUGGAGUGACCAUUGGUAUAUUGAUUGAGCUUUGGAGCAAAUUUUACUAGAGAAUAGCUACUCUGCUUGAAAUCUCCUACUUUCUGGGUGUACUGUAAGUAUAUUUACUGUUCUGUGGAACUGGAUUUAUAUUAUUCAUUUUGUUUUGUUUUUUUUACUUGCCAUAUAUCAUAUUUUAGCUCAAAAUAUUCUGUUGUUAUUAAGGACAGUAAAAAUUGCUCUUGCAUUUUUUAUCUGCACCAUGAUAAAAAAAAAUUUUCAUGUGUUCUAUAAGUUGUUGUUUUGCUGUUUAAACUGUAUGCCAAUAACUGAUGAUUAAAGGUGCUGUGUUGUGACUUACGAUGUAGAUAAGUAUCAUACGUUGAUACGUUGAUAUCAUAUUUUGGUUACAAUGCAAGCAAUGGAAACCAGAUUCUUAUUUUCAUGAACAAAUAAAAUUCACAGUGGUGCAUUAAUUUUCGUAUUUAGCUCUAAUGUGUUUUUAUGUAUUACACACUUGUUUUUUGUGUAUUUUUUUCUGACAGAGAUAACCUUAUUUAUGAAACAUACUGUAUUUUUUUUCCUAAGCUAUAAAUAAAAAGUAUUGCUAUUAUCUUUCUAUGGCUAAUAAAUUACCUUUUAAUGCA
Xiphophorus couchianus (Monterrey platyfish) is the source of this 2207-nucleotide messenger RNA. RefSeq names its product adenine nucleotide translocase lysine methyltransferase (gene antkmt). Lineage: Eukaryota; Metazoa; Chordata; Actinopteri; Cyprinodontiformes; Poeciliidae. Gene Ontology annotation, cellular component: mitochondrion. Gene Ontology annotation, molecular function: protein-lysine N-methyltransferase activity. The record is from RefSeq and is a predicted model, not a curated record. Bases 615 to 1298 code for a protein of 227 amino acids. Gene Ontology annotation, biological process: positive regulation of proton-transporting ATP synthase activity, rotational mechanism; regulation of mitochondrial ATP synthesis coupled proton transport; peptidyl-lysine trimethylation. The transcript has 5 exons.